UAGAACCUCACUGCUUGGCCUCGCUCGGGGGUGCCACCUCCCCGCACCGUGUUUGGGUCUGCAAACGUCUGUGUUGUGCCGGCCCCACUUCCCGUGGCUGUAUUGGGCCCACAUCGUGGCUGUCCACGCAUGGGUCACUCUUCAGAACAUUGUCGUGGCCAAGCUGUCAGAGCCCAGUAGCAACUAGUCGGCCCCCACGAGUGGUUGGUUGGUGGGCAGAAGGCUGCCAGUGGCUGAGUCCCUUGGCACACCUGCCUCCCAGCGUGUGCCCCAAGCGCCCACCUGGGAGCAAAUGGCAUGUGCCUGAGCUCCCUCCACCGCCCAGGCCUUCCCUCCCGGGCCUGAGAGCAGUGGUUGGAGAGUCGUCCUGAGCUGGUGGCGCUUGGCUUGAGCAGCUUUCCCGACAGCCACUCACCUGGGUGGCUGGGCAACGGGGUUGUCGCCUGGUUGGGCCCGGAAAUGGGACGUCGCGCCUCCUCGGGGAGUGUAGAAGCAGCCAGGGCCUCUCCAAGCCGCUGCUGUGACAGAAAGUGAGCGAGCUGCCAGAGGAUGUCCACCACCACGACAGUCGCCCCCGCGGGGAUCCCGGCACCCCCGGGGCCUGUGAACCCACCGCCCCCGGAGGUCUCCAACCCCAGCAAGCCCGGCCGCAAGACCAACCAGCUGCAGUACAUGCAGAAUGUGGUGGUGAAGACGCUCUGGAAACACCAGUUCGCCUGGCCCUUCUACCAGCCCGUGGACGCAAUCAAACUGAACCUGCCGGAUUAUCAUAAAAUAAUAAAAAACCCAAUGGAUAUGGGGACUAUUAAGAAGAGACUAGAAAAUAAUUAUUAUUGGAGUGCAAGCGAAUGUAUGCAGGACUUCAACACCAUGUUUACAAAUUGUUACAUUUAUAACAAGCCCACAGAUGACAUUGUGCUAAUGGCCCAAGCCUUAGAGAAAAUUUUUCUACAAAAAGUGGCCCAGAUGCCCCAAGAGGAAGUUGAAUUAUUACCCCCUGCUCCAAAGGGCAAAGGCCGGAAGCCGUCUGCGGGAGUCCAGAGCGCAGGUACGCAGCAAGUGGCGGCCGUGUCCUCUGUCUCCCCAGCGACCCCCUUUCAGAGCGUGCCCCCCACUGUCUCCCAGACGCCCGUCAUCGCUGCCACCCCUGUACCAACCAUCACUGCAAACGUCACGUCGGUCCCAGUCCCCCCAGCUGCCGCCCCACCUCCUCCUGCCACACCCAUCGUCCCUGUGGUCCCUCCUACGCCGCCUGUCGUCAAGAAAAAGGGCGUGAAGCGGAAAGCAGACACAACCACUCCCACGACGUCGGCCAUCACUGCCAGCCGUAGUGAGUCACCCCCGCCAUUGUCAGACCCCAAGCAGGCCAAAGUGGUGGCCCGGCGGGAGAGUGGCGGCCGCCCCAUCAAGCCUCCCAAGAAGGACCUGGAGGACGGCGAGGUGCCCCAGCACGCAGGCAAGAAGGGCAAGCUGUCAGAGCACCUGCGCUACUGCGACAGCAUCCUCAGGGAGAUGCUGUCCAAGAAGCACGCGGCCUACGCCUGGCCCUUCUACAAGCCGGUGGACGCCGAGGCCCUGGAGCUGCACGACUACCACGACAUCAUCAAGCACCCGAUGGACCUCAGCACUGUGAAAAGGAAGAUGGAUGGCCGAGAGUACCCAGACGCACAGGGUUUUGCUGCUGAUGUCCGGCUGAUGUUCUCAAACUGCUACAAAUACAAUCCCCCAGACCACGAGGUGGUGGCCAUGGCCCGGAAGCUCCAGGACGUGUUUGAGAUGAGGUUUGCCAAGAUGCCGGAUGAGCCCGUGGAGGCGCCGGCACUGCCUGCCCCCGCGGCCCCCGUGGUGAGCAAGGGUGCUGAGAGCAGCCGUAGCAGCGAGGAAAGCUCUUCGGAUUCAGGCAGCUCGGACUCAGAGGAGGAGCGGGCCACCAGGCUGGCAGAGCUGCAGGAGCAGCUGAAGGCCGUGCACGAGCAGCUGGCCGCCCUGUCUCAGGCCCCCGUAAACAAACCAAAGAAGAAGAAGGAGAAGAAGGAGAAGGAGAAGAAGAAGAAGGAUAAGGAGAAGGAGAAGGAGAAGCACAAGGUGAAGGCCGAGGAAGAGAAGAAGGCCAAGGUGGCUCCGCCUGCCAAGCAGGCCCAGCAGAAGAAGGCUCCUGCUAAGAAGGCCAACAGCACGACCGUGGCCGGCAGACAGCUGAAGAAAGGCAGCAAGCAGGCAUCUGCCUCCUACGACUCGGAGGAAGAGGAGGAAGGCCUGCCCAUGAGCUACGAUGAAAAGCGCCAGCUUAGCCUGGACAUCAACCGGCUGCCCGGGGAGAAGCUGGGCCGGGUGGUACACAUCAUCCAGUCUCGGGAGCCCUCGCUCAGGGACUCCAACCCCGACGAAAUAGAAAUUGACUUUGAGACUCUGAAACCCACCACUUUGCGGGAACUGGAGAGAUACGUCAAGUCUUGUUUACAGAAAAAGCAAAGGAAACCGUUCUCAGCCAGCGGGAAGAAACAGGCAGCCAAGUCGAAAGAGGAGCUAGCUCAGGAAAAGAAGAAGGAGCUGGAAAAGCGUCUGCAGGACGUCAGCGGGCAGCUGAGCAGCAGCAAGAAACCCGCCCGGAAAGAGAAACCCGGCUCAGCACCCUCAGGGGGCCCGUCCAGGCUCAGCAGCAGCAGCUCCUCCGAGUCUGGGAGCAGCAGCUCCAGCGGGUCCAGCUCCGACAGCAGCGACUCAGAGUGAACUGGCUUCGGACAGGACAGGACAGAUGGAUGUCGCACACGCCGAGACUCUGCCGUGCCCCUCUGUGGUUCAUAUACUACUUUUGUUCCAUGGUGUGCAGGUCUGCUUCUUAAUUCAGUGUUAUGAUAUCUUCCAGUUUUUGCUUUCAUAGGUCAGAGAUCUAUCUUGUGUGUGCGUUAGACUUGAUGAGAAGGUGUGAACUCUGCAGAAAGUCUCUUCUUCAUCACUGAAUUCAGUCACUUGGAGAUGACAACUUCACAUGCUAACCCGAUGACCCCAGAAAACUGUGUGAGAUUCGUACCGAAGAACCUUGUGGAAUCCCUUUGCUUAGACCCAACCUGGUCGACAGCUCGAGAAAGCAUUUUUUCCAAGGAAAUGUCUCGGCCAUGGGUACUGUAUUUGAAAGCUGUUAGCUUUGUCAACACGCAUCGUCCUUGUCAUGUGGGCCCUGAGCUCUGACCCUCGUGUCUGACGCGGCCACCUCUUUCUGGAGGGGCUGAGGACAGAUGUGCCUGCUUGUGGGGACCAGGCUGGGCCUAAGCGAAGGGUUGUCACAGCCCCAGCCCAGAGCGUGGAGCCCUUGUGGGGGUCGGGUGGGAUGUGCGUUCUCCGAUCGUGGUGAUGUCAGGAGCUCCUCGGAGGGAACAGAGCGGCUGUGUGUGCAGCCUGCAGGUUUCCAUACACUGAAGCUUUUACCUCAACUUUAAAAAAAAAAAGAAGAAAAGAUUUAAAAAAAAAAAAAAAAAGGAGACUUUUUUUGUAAGGUUCGGCAAUUUUCUACGGAAGUCCAGCCCGCUGUGAGUCCCCGCCUGGCUAGCGCCGCCCCUGCUGCUGCUGCUGCUGCGCCCUUGGGAACCACUUCCCAAGCUUUUGUGUAUAUAAAUAGUUAUUUAUUAACAUCAUUGGUCAUUUUUUUAAAAAAAAAAUAAGAAAAAACCGCAGAAGAAAUGCAUUCACACAAUCGCAGAGAUGCAGGCCUUGUCAGUGGUGUGCCGGGCCCGGGUCCUGUCUGGCGGCGGCCUGUCGUCUCCAGGUGCUAACUCCUGCCACCGCGCGGUGCUCACCCACAUCUGUGUUCGCGCGCUCGCCCCUGGGUUCGCUGGGUUUUUUGGGUUUUUUCUUUGUGGUUUUUUUUUUUUUUUGUAUGAAACUUGGAGGCUUACAGGUAUAGACAGCUUUCAGCUACAGCACAUUCUAAUUUUUUAUUUUGUUUAGUUCUUUUGUAUUCACUUCUGGUCUCUUUAAGACUGUUUUAAAAGAAAUCGAUUUAGGGAACCCCAGUUAUAUAAUAUAAACUUUGUAAUCUGAGAGAAAAAAUGUAUAGUAAAUCUAAGUCUUGAUUUUUAACUUUCUAUUGUAAAAAAUAAUAAUAUACAGAGUUUAAUAGAAGGUUAUGUUUUGGUUUUGUUUUCCCAGAGGCUGCCAUAUGGCCUUUGAGUGCGGGGAUGCCCCACACUGGCCCACCAAUGAGCAUGGCGGCUUCGGCCAGGAAUGCCAGGGUUAGCUUCCCCGGGCUCGUGGGUGGGCAUGCCUGCCCCAUGCCAGCCUACAGAGGCCUGGCCAGGCCCUCCCCAGCCUGUCUGCCCUCCUCAGGGGUAGAGGAGUCUCUGGGCCCCAGGAGGAUUCCCUCCCAGAGACUUGCACGGUGCUCCCUGCUCACGCGUUGUCACAGUUAGCCCGGAAAUGACUGAAACCAGGCAUUCUCCCGGACCUGGGCGUGGGGGAGCCUCCAGGCAGAUGCUGGCUAUGGAGCCGUGGUGUCGUCUGUCCUGUAUGGUGGCCAGUGCUUUCUGCCAGCACUUCUGGAUGGAUAGAGGGACUAUCAUUAAUAUCCUAAUACAUGGUGAUUUAAAAAAAAACAACAACAUAAAAUGGAUUCAGGGUCCACUGGCCCUUACAGAUGUAGGUACACCCUUACUGGAGAGGGGGCUCUGAUGAGGAAAUGCUGGUCAGUUACUACUUUUUAAAUUGCUGGUAAGUCUGACACUUGGUGAGUUUUCAGCCAGUUUGUUAAACUUUUAAUUAAGUUUUGUUUAUAAUAAAAAUAUAAAUGGA
Messenger RNA from Mandrillus leucophaeus (drill), 4785 nucleotides. RefSeq names its product bromodomain containing 3 (gene BRD3). The transcript is spliced from 12 exons. Bases 550 to 2730 code for a protein of 726 amino acids. Gene Ontology annotation, biological process: chromatin remodeling; regulation of DNA-templated transcription. Gene Ontology annotation, cellular component: chromatin; nucleus. Lineage: Eukaryota; Metazoa; Chordata; Mammalia; Primates; Cercopithecidae. The record is from RefSeq and is a predicted model, not a curated record.